ACAAGGCUUGCGUCGCGGUCUCCAGCAAACAGAAGGGGGACGCCUAGAUUCCUCUUACUCUUCAGACUGAAACACACCCUGAACAUGGACACGCCCGGUGUUUCCAUCUAGCGGACCGGAUCGGAGUUACAUCCUCAACUUGCGGUAAAUGAGAGAAGUCCCAGGGACUGCACUGCGGUCACGUGACAUCCGUUUAGAGACGCGUAAAAGGCGGAGGACAGAAACUCACAGCAGCAGAGAAUGAGAUGUCAGUUCACAGUUUGAAGAUGACAACUGUACAAUACAUCAGAAAACUGUUAGGAAAGAGCAGCUGCGCGACAAACAACCUGCUGAACACUGGACACAAAACACAGAAGAGCACGAGUGAUUAUAAACUAACUAAAAACACAGAACGCCAUAAACAGAACGUAGUGAAACCUCAGGACAAGACAGCAGAACAGUGCAUCCGGAGAGAUGUCAUUUUAAGAAGAGAAGAAAAUGAAACCUUUGGGUUUGACAUCCAGACAAGCAGCAGUGAAAGAACCGAGCAGGAUCUGAGCUCAUGUGUGUGUUGGGUGAAAGAAAACAGUCCUGCAAUGGAUGCUGGAUUGACAACAGGUGAUGUCAUAAUCACAGUCAACAGUGUGUACAUUACAGGAUUCACACAUCAGGAGAUCAAUGACCUUAUGCAAAAGUCUACCAUGUUAAAGAUGGAGAUGAUCAGAGAUGCUACAGUAAAACAGAGGCAACUACUCGGCAAGCUGUAUCUCCUGCAGCGAGAGCUUACAGAGAAAUGCAAAGAGCUUCAGACGAUUAUCACACAGGAUGUGCGUCUGAGUCGAGGUGUCUCGGAAAACAAUUAGAGACCCCCUGACCUUCCUACAUGAUGUCCUGUCACCCACUAUUGACUGUAUGAAUAAAUGAGAAGUUAACCACACUAGCAACCCAUCCUGCAAAAAACCUGUGACUACAGCAAGGAAUAAUUAUCUGCAUUUGGUCAAAAAGACCUCCAAAAAGUAAAAUUCUCAACAUAUUCAGUGUUGCCAUUGACGAGAACAAAAUAAACGUGUAUUUUAAAAAGGUAUUUUUUCCACUAAGGCUCUAUUUCUGUAGUCACUGAUUUGAUGUGGAAAGUGAGAUGACAUGAGAUUUAACUAUUUUUGUAUUUUUAUAUAUAUUUUUAUUAUUUUUAUUUGUUAUAUUAUAGAUUUUUUUAAUGUUUUUGUGUUAAACCAUUCUACAUGAGUAGCCUUUGUGUAUUAUAAAUCUAUCAUUUGGCAUUAUUUAUUGUUAAAACUCAAUUGUAAUUUAUAUCUAAAUGUUUUGUAUUUACAUAACACUGAUUUAUUUAUUCAUGUUUUAUACACUUUCUCAUUAAAUGUUUAUAAAAAUC
This is a messenger RNA of Triplophysa rosa, 1372 nucleotides long. RefSeq names its product protein TAMALIN. The transcript has 9 exons. The coding region runs from base 246 to 842 and encodes 198 amino acids. Lineage: Eukaryota; Metazoa; Chordata; Actinopteri; Cypriniformes; Nemacheilidae. Gene Ontology annotation, molecular function: protein binding. The record is from RefSeq and is a predicted model, not a curated record.